Messenger RNA from Onychomys torridus (southern grasshopper mouse), 4146 nucleotides. It is a transcript of the gene Aebp2, whose product is annotated as AE binding protein 2. Lineage: Eukaryota; Metazoa; Chordata; Mammalia; Rodentia; Cricetidae. The record is from RefSeq and is a predicted model, not a curated record. Gene Ontology annotation, biological process: regulation of transcription by RNA polymerase II. Gene Ontology annotation, cellular component: ESC/E(Z) complex.
CCCUCCUCCCGCUCUGCGGCGGCCGCGGCCGAGAGGAGUUCGGGGCGGGCGUGCGGGCAAGGGGGGGAGGCGAGGCGGCGCGCCGCGAGAGGAGGCGGCGGCGAGAGGAGGCGGAGGAGCAGCAGGCGCCGCCAUGGCCGCGGCGCUCACCGACAUGGCCGACCUGGAGGAGCUCUCCCGCCUCAGCCCGCUGCCCCCCGGCAGCCCCGGGCCCGCGGCGCGGGGCCGCGCCGAGCCGCCCGAGGAGGAGGAGGACGACGACGACGACGAGGCGGAGGCGGAGGCGGAGGCGGUGGCCGCGCUGCUGCUGAACGGCGGAGCGGGCGGCGGCGCGGGGGGCGGCGAGGCGGAGACCAUGUCGGAGCCGAGCCCCGAGAGCGCCAGCCAGGCGGGCGGGGACGAGGACGACGAGGAGGAGGACGACGAGGACGGGGGCAGCAGCAGCGGCGGCGCCGAGGAGGAGAGCAGCGCCGAGAGCCUGGUGGGCAGCAGCAGCGGCGGCUGCAGCGGCGACGAGACGCGCUCGCUGAGCCCGGGCGCGGCGAGCAGCAGCAGCGGCGAUGGGGACGGGAAGGAGGGCCUGGAGGAGCCCAAGGGACCGCGGGGCGGCCCGGGCGGUCCGGGCAGUGGCGGCGGGAGUAGCAGCAGUAGCGUGGUGUCGAGCGGCGGCGACGAGGGCUAUGGCACCGGGGGAGGCGGGAGCAGCGCGACCUCCGGGGGCCGGCGGGGCAGCCUGGAGAUGUCGUCGGACGGGGAACCGCUGAGCCGCAUGGACUCGGAGGACAGCAUAAGCAGUACUCUAAUGGACGUAGACAGCACAAUUUCCAGUGGGCGUUCAACUCCAGCAAUGAUGAACGGACAAGGGAGCACUACUUCUUCAAGCAAACACAUUGCCUAUAAUUGUUGUUGGGACCAGUGCCAGGCGUGCUUCAACUCUAGCCCAGACCUGGCAGACCACAUCCGUUCCAUACACGUAGAUGGUCAGCGCGGAGGGGUGUUUGUUUGCUUAUGGAAAGGUUGUAAGGUGUAUAACACCCCAUCAACCAGUCAGAGUUGGUUGCAGCGGCACAUGCUGACACACAGUGGAGACAAACCUUUCAAGUGUGUAGUUGGUGGCUGCAAUGCCAGCUUUGCUUCUCAGGGAGGGCUAGCUCGUCAUGUGCCCACACACUUCAGUCAGCAGAACUCCUCAAAAGUUUCUAGCCAGCCAAAGGCCAAAGAAGAAUCUCCUUCGAAAGCUGGAAUGAACAAGAGGAGGAAACUAAAGAACAAAAGACGGCGCUCAUUACCACGACCACAUGAUUUCUUCGAUGCACAAACACUGGAUGCCAUAAGACACCGAGCCAUAUGCUUUAACCUCUCGGCUCAUAUAGAAAGUUUAGGGAAGGGACACAGUGUUGUUUUUCAUAGUACUGUAAUAGCUAAGAGAAAAGAAGAAUCUGGAAAGAUAAAGCUUUUGCUUCAUUGGAUGCCUGAAGACAUUCUGCCAGAUGUGUGGGUGAAUGAAAGUGAACGACAUCAGUUAAAAACUAAAGUAGUUCAUUUAUCAAAGCUACCCAAAGAUACUGCCUUGCUGUUGGACCCAAACAUUUACAGAACAAUGCCGCAGAAGAGGUUGAAGAGAACUCUGAUAAGAAAAAUGUUCAAUUUGUAUUUAAGCAAACAGUGAACGACAUUUGCAAUCAACUAAAAAUUCGUCUAUCGAAUUAGGUCUGAGAAUCACUGUUAAAGAGUGUUGCCGUAUGUCUGUUGGCUCCCUUUUCAGGACUAGGGUCUUUUAUGGGGUACAGUGUGUUAUAUUUACCUACAUAACUACUCCUGUCAAUGGUUUUUGAGAAAAACCUCAAAUUCAACUUAUUUGAAUAAUCUUCAUAUUUUCAUUUAACCUGUGACUCUAAUUUUUUUCCUGAGGAAAGAGUUGGUUUUUGAAUUUUUUUUAAAUGUAAAAAAAAAAAAAUGUAUUUUUUUUAAAGUAUCUUCAAACCGAAUCUUUUAUGCACCAAAGUUGGUUUUGAAAAGGAAAAUAAAAUCACUUUCUUGCUUGGCACGCAAGAAGCCAUAUGGAAUUUUUUAACUUUACAGAAAUGGAAAUAUGUGUAACUUGUCAGUACUGUAUCAAACAAAUGUUGCAUAGAGAUAAUAGAGUGUUGCUUGUAAAUAAUUCAGCAGAUUUGUAAUAUAUUUUUCUAUUAUGAAAUGUACUGUAGAUGUUUUCUAGAGGCAUGAAAGUCAAUGUAUAUAUUAUGGUAGAAAUAAUAUUGAAGGAAAUUGUAACUCACUAGCGCUGCCAGAGGGAUUGCUAACAAAGCACCUUUAACAAGAGAUGUCUUUGCAGACUGAAGGGACUGUGUACUACUGUUAAUGUCUAAGAACAAAGCAUUGGACAUCCUUCCAGAAAGUCUUUGAGGGAGGACAUAAAUGGCAGUUUAUGGCACACCCUCUGACAGUGACUGAGGUAGUCGUUGCUUACUGUUGGGAGCACAUACUGGAAAGCAUGUGCUGUGCAGUCAGACUGCAGAAAGCACUCCUCAGUCGGGAGUUCUCACUUCCUACAAUGACAGGAAACCAGCAGUUUGUACACUAAAUUUUUUAAAGAAAGACAAAAAUAUAAAACUAAACCUUUGGUUCCAAAAUGGGAAAGGUUCCAUGAUGCAUAGAUCAUUUCUCAUUUGCUUAAAAAAGAAAAAAAACCACACACAGAGAAGGUACUGAAAGUAUUGGGGGUUGAACAGGGCAGUGGGUAAAGAGGUGGAGUGAGAUGCUGAGGGACGAGGGAAAGAAAGCACUGCCAGUGAGGACACUCUGGAAUGGCCGUCUGAUGUGCUCUGUAGCAAACGGGAAUCUAUUUUCUAAAGAAGAAAAACAGUGUGUUCUUAAUCUUAUUUUCCUUUGCUUAAGCACUUCAUCGUUUGUUUUAGUCUAUAUCUGAGAAGUACUCUGCAGUCUCCUUUGUUCCUUUUAAAUUUUGGUUUGUUAUAACAUUGCCAAAUAGAAGUGUUUCAGACAUAGAGUUUGUACCUGUAUUUUUAUUUUACUGUCUCAUGUUCUUGUAAGUCAUUCUCAAUUGACCGAUGAUUGUAGACUUUGCUUGAAUAUUUUUUCUAAUAAAACAAAACAAAUCACAUUUAGCUUCAAAUUGUAACAAUUUAAUUUUUAAGAUGACAUCUGGAAAUAAAUACACAUCCAACAUUUUCUGUAGGUGUACAAAUAACAAAGUAGUCGUUGUCACUGUAUAGAAACCUUUAGAUGUUGAACCAUCCACAUUGCUGCUUGUUGGUUAGCCUCAGAGUACUCAGUUGUUCCUGGUCCCUUUACUUCUGGUGUAACUUGGGUGUGACAUUGUUACUAGCACACCAAAAAGAAUAUGAAGUUAAAGCAAGCUAGUUUUAUAACUUGUAUGUAUACAUAUUUACACAUUCAAACCUGAUUGGAUAGUAACUUUGGACAUUUUAGGCUGUAAUGUUCAUUAAUGUUUCUUCUUGUUCUGCUCUUCCUGUGCCCACGUAUGUCAUAUUUUGUAGUGGGCAUAGGAUUAUGUUUCUUUUUCUAAAUUUAUGUCUAGUCCAGCACUGGACAGCCUGCAGCCCAUAGGCACACUUACUCAUUUUCAUACCUGUUAUUUGAUUUUCCCCUGCAGUGGCAUAUUGGAAUUAUCAGACCUUAGGGGUCUGCAAGCCUGAAGUAUUUAAUGUCUGCUUUAUAAAAAGAUGUUUGUUAUUCCCUUGUAUAGCUAAUAAAAAUUUUGGAGUAGUAAACAUAGACCACAUAGUUUGCACUUAAUAUGGUAGUGUACACAGUGCUAAAUUUCUGAGAAGGUCAUCUCCUACACUUUGCAGGAGGUACUCCCACAGACAUCUGAGGUGUUUGGGUGGAACUUUCAUGUUGGAUUGCUUAUAUUGUUGAGGACCUACCAUUUUACCAAGGUGUUUUGUCUUACAGGGAUAAAAUAAGAAUCUGUUAAGUCAGAUUCUGUGUUUGAACCACAAGUAAUAUUGAUUUUAUCUAAAAGAAUCUUGGAGUAUGAAAUAUUGUAAAAUUUUAAAGUUCUUUAUUUUUCUAGUAAACCUUUUCAUACGCUAAUGUGGCUACACAUUAAUUCUGAAUUUCAGAUGAAAGGAAAAUAAAGUGGACAAUAAUUAACUCAUA